Messenger RNA from Diabrotica virgifera virgifera (western corn rootworm), 4591 nucleotides. It is a transcript of the gene egg, whose product is annotated as histone-lysine N-methyltransferase eggless. Gene Ontology annotation, biological process: negative regulation of gene expression; heterochromatin organization. Gene Ontology annotation, cellular component: nucleus. NCBI's taxonomy places the organism in Eukaryota, Metazoa, Arthropoda, Insecta, Coleoptera, Chrysomelidae. The record is from RefSeq and is a predicted model, not a curated record. The transcript has 17 exons. The coding region runs from base 230 to 4384 and encodes 1384 amino acids. Gene Ontology annotation, molecular function: DNA binding; zinc ion binding; histone H3K9 methyltransferase activity.
UUUUAGGUUGACAAGAAAAAUAUAAUUUUUUUUUCGGAUUGCUUGGGAAUGGCAAUACAAAAUAAGCGUGUAAACAACUUUUAUUAAUAAUUCAUGUGUCUGUAUUUCUUUAAUAAUAUUUGAAAUUUUACAUAUAAGUAUAAAAAAGAAUCCGUUUAGAAAUUCUGUAGAUACUUUAAUAACAAAUAGGAGCAAUUGAUACCGGUUAGGUUAAUACUAAUUCUUUAUAAUGGAAGUGAGUGAAAAUGAUCAAGAUGAUUGUAUGGAAAUUGAUGAUUCUAUCCCAGAAACCUCUAUUAUCGAACGUAAAUCAGAUCAAUUUGAUUCAUCAAAUGAGGGAGACACCAGUACCAUGGAAAAGGAAAAAAGUGAUUCUAAUGAAAAAAUGGAAGAAUCUAGUGAAGACAAAACAAAUGCUGAUGUAAAUACAGAUUUAACCACGGUUACGACUGAGCAACCUGCAGAUAAGCCGACAGAAACUGUAGAUAAGCCAUCAGAAAGCGCAGAUAAGUCGGCAGAAAAUACAGAUAAGCCAGCAGAAAUCGCAGAUAAGUCUGCAGAAAAUGUAGAGAAGUCGGCAGAACAUACAGAUAAGCCAGCAGAAACCACAGAUAAGUCGGCAGAAAAUAGAGAUAAGCCAUCAGAAAGCGCAGAUAAGUCUGCAGAAAAUACAGAUAAGCCAGCAGAAAGCGCAGAUAACUCUGCAGAAAAUGUAGAUAAGUCGGCAGAAAAUACAGAUAAGCCAGCAGAAAGCGCAGAUACGUCAGUAGAAAAUACAGAUAAGCCUGCAGAGAAUACAGAUAAGCCUGCAGAGAAUACAGAUAAGCCAGCAGAAAAUGCAGAUAAGUCAGCAGAAAAGACAGAUAAGCCCAACACAUCAGAAAAUCAAAAACAAGCACCUAGACCACCUCCUAGAGAUGAUGGUGAGAUUGUUAUAUUAGAUGAUGAUGAUGAUGAUGAUAUGCAGCAAGAUACCAAUAACGUUAUUGCCAUUGAUGAUAUCAUCGACCUGGUCGAUAAACCUAUCAAUCUCCGCUGUAUCAACAACAACUGUGACGGAUCACACGCUGAUUUUAUACUUGCUCCUGAUUUUUGUCUUUCAUAUUACAGAGUAAAGCGUUCGAAAAGUAAAAAGGAGGAACUUUGUUUGGGUUGCUAUGAUAAAGCCGUAAGUAAUUUCGAUGAACUUACGACUAACUUGAAAGAAAGCAAAUUGAUAUUAAAGUGUAGUUAUCCUGUAAUGAAUGAAACACUGCAAAUUAGUGAUAGCGAUGAAGAAGAGGAGGAGGAAAAAGAAAAUGUGAACUGGAAUCAAAAGAAUGUCAAAUUUAUACGUACUCACUUCUUUGAUGUUAUCAACAAAACAGUGGGGAAGCUGAACGGUGAAGAGAUAAUAAAUAUGGAAACAGCAUAUGUAAAAUUCGAGAGUAAUCAGUUAGAAGUUAAUCAGAAGGAAGUGUCACGGAAAGCUUCCGAACUGAGAAAGUUUUUUGAUAAAAUCCAACUAAAUUUGUACAACCAGUUCAGACCGGAAUUAAGUCCUCUAAAAGCUCUUUCAAUAACUGAUGACUUCAACAUCUCUUCCUCCUUACUAGUAAGAACAGAACAAAGCAUGGAGAUGAGUCCUAGAAAAAGUUCCAGAUCCCACAAACCUGUUUCCUAUGUUGAACUGGAUGAUCCUGGCAAUUCCAAUAGUCCUAAAGUGACUAUGUCUCCAGAGGUGGAGAUGCCCAAGGAUUUGCCACCUGUGGGUCCGGUUGUUGAGAUCGAACCAAAAAUUGGUGAGAUUUACUACAUUGUCCGAGAAAACUUCCAAACCAGUUGGAUCAGAGCUCGCCUACAAACGAAAAUACCUGCAGGUGUCCCUCACAAUGGCAAAGUAUACCCGACCACGCUUUACAAGUUAGUCGAACUUAAGCAACAGAAAGAACGACUUAUCAAUGGCAAGUAUAUAGCACAACUCCAUCACAGCAGAGAACGCUUGUUGAUAGUCGGUACGCGAGUCAUCUCAGUUUUUAGAGAGAGCUCGACAGAUGAGAUGAAGAAGUCCAGAACUGAUCCGUACUAUGCUGGAAUUGUGGCGGAACAACCCUUUGAAGGAAAUAAAUAUCGGUAUUUAAUAUUCUUCGAUAUAGGAUAUUCCCAGUAUGUUAGCUUUCUCAACGUAAAUCGAGUUAUCGAAACAAGCCCGAACGUGUGGGACGACGUAGAUGAAGGAUGCAGAGUUUUCAUCAAGAAAUAUUUAGAAAGCCAAGACAGGCCUAUGGUUAAGCUGAUCAAAGAUCAAACUAUAAAAGUUGAAUACAAUGGGAAAUGGCUGAUUUGUCGAGUGAUUGAUGUGGAUUGUUCGCUAGCACAAGUGUCAUUUGAAACGAUAAAGAGAACCGAAUGGAUAUACAGAGGAUCUACCAGAUUGAGCCCUAUGUUUAUGGAAGAACAAGCAGCGACCAGUAGGCAUACAGGCGUACGGAUUACAAGAAAGUUAGGACCGAAUGAAUCUGCUACCGUUGUGCAAUACACGAGAAAGGAUGAAAACAACAGUUCUGUGCAACCCACUACCGAAAACAGUGUCGAAGCUCCGCCACCGAUAAGAGCCGUAGCAAGGAAAAGUACCACCAGACCACAAAACACCACUGCGACUGCAAAACCAUUCCUUCCCGAGGAUGUCAGAAACACGAACAACACUAAUGGGCCAACCAGUAAGAUAAUGUACUUCACCCCUCGGGACCAAGUAAUCAUAAAAAGAAAGUAUAAAUUGCACACGUGUUCCCACAAGUGCAGAGAGCUACAAACUUAUGACUCUACUAAACUUCGCGGCCACAAUCCUCUAUCGAAACCACUCUUAUGCGGCUGGGGUCGACUGACAGUUAAAAGUAGAGGCCGAAGAGAGAUCAUAUACAAAUCUCCAUGUGCUAGACUGCUGCGAAACAUUGCCGAAGUGCAUACUUACCUACGAGUCACCAGGAGCGAGUUGACCAUUGAUUUGUUCGACUUCCAUCACAACGUAAGAUGCCUGGCUGAGUUUAAUGUGGAUUGUCCGCCUGAUCCCGCAGAUCUUUCCAAGGGAAUGGAACAAACUCCUAUUCCGGUUGUGAAUGGAAUCAAUAGAGAAAUGUUAGACUUUUGUAAUUAUUCAAUUAAACGAGUUCCUAUGGAAGGCGUUGAUAUGAAUCUCGAUCCAGACUAUCUGUGCGGCUGUGAUUGCGAUGACGAUUGCAUUGAUAAGACGAAGUGCGCUUGCUGGAAGCUCACUUUAGAGGGAGCAAAGUAUACCGGAAAAGAUGUAAAUCCUACAUCGGUCGGAUAUAUUUAUCGAAGGUUGCCCGAACAAGUUAUUACAGGAAUAUAUGAAUGUAACUCCAGGUGCAAAUGUUCAUCGACGUGUCUAAACAGAGUGGUGCAGAACCCUAUGAGUUUGAAACUUCAAGUAUUUAGAACUCACAAUCGCGGUUGGGGUAUCAGGUGUCUCAAUGACGUUCCUCCAGGCAGCUUUAUCUGUAUUUAUGCUGGUACAAUACACACUGAAGCUAUGGCGAAUGUGGAUGGUGUGGCGUUCGGAGAUGAAUACUUUGCAGAAUUGGAUUAUAUCGAAACCGUUGAAAAAUAUAAAGAAGAUUACGAAGCGGAAGUCAUGGAGGAGGAGGAAGAACAAAAUAAGAAUAAACGUCGAAAGGAACCCGAAGAGGAAGAGGAAGAAGAAGAGGAAUCCGUAGCGGUGAUCUCUAACAGCAAAUACAAAAGGUACAAUUAUGCUGCAGAUAACGAUUUUACACCUAGUCAUCCCGACAGGAUUGUUGCGGGAGAUGCACCAAUUAGAACGCGUCUAAGAAAGAGAAACAAAGAUGACGCUAAAGAUGAAGAGAACGAAGUGAAAGGCAAAAAAGAAGACUCAAGGAAUGAAAUGAUGAAAAUAAAACAAGAAAUAUCAAAUAAAAAUAAUUCAGAGUCUAAUCAAUCAAUGAAGGCAUUAAUCGAAGGACUGUCUGAUAAUAUCGAAACUGUUACCAUAAGCGACGAAGAAGAUGAGGGAAGAGAAGUAUUAAGUUUUAAUCCACAAGCGAGUAACUUGGACGACAAAGCACCCAAUUACACCUCUGUCCGAGAUCUCUACGGAAAAGACGAAUCUGUUUAUGUGAUGGAUGCAAAAAACGCUGGAAACAUUGGAAGAUUUUUGAAUCAUUCCUGUUCGCCAAACGUGUUCGUCCAGAACGUUUUCGUUGAUACUCAUGAUCCCCGUUUCCCGUGGGUAUCAUUCUUUUCGUUGCACCAUAUCAGAGCAGGAACAGAACUGACGUGGAAUUACAAUUAUGACAUUGGCAGCGUUCCCGGUAAAAUGUUGACCUGUCAUUGUGCCUCAGGAGAAUGUAAAGGGCGUUUAUUGUAAUCUGACAGAAUUUGUACUGUUCUGCAGGCAAUGGAGAUGUAUUAUUUCAUACAUUACGUAAUUAUUUAUACCGUUUAUAAUAGUGUGCUGUAUUUUAUUAAUUUCGUGUAUCAAAAUUCAAUAUUUCGUUCAUUGAUUUUGUCUUUCAUUGUGCAAGUAUUAGAAUAAUAUAUAAUUCACUAGAUAAAUAAAGAUUUUGAUAAGAAA